UGCCGCUGCGAACGCCAGCGUCAAAGACGCCUCCGCCUCGCCGGCUCUACUGCUGGUCCGGCUCCUGCCGCCGCUGCUGUCGCUGCAGGCCUCAGUGUCACUGGCUUAGGUCGCCGCCGUGGAUGACCUCUUCGUCAUCGACGCCGGGCAAUUCGCUCAUCGGACCCUCGACGUCUUCAAUACGACGGAAGCAUGCCGCCGCUCAUCGUACACACAUGGCCUGCGUGCCUUGUCGCGAUGCCAAGCACAAGUGCGAUGGUGUUGCUCCACCCGUUGUCUUGUACGCCCCUCCAGGCGGUGCUAGUCGAGAAGCAGUCGUCAGCGAGCAGCCCUGCUCAAGAUGCGCAGCUCAGUCACUGCCUUGCGUAUGGCAGCCAAAGGCAAAGCUAGGCAGGCCACGCAAGGAAUCGAGUGCAAGCAUGCCUGGCUCUACAUCAACAACAUCCUCAUCUUCUGUCAUCAGCCCAGCCAGGCCGCUGGCACCUCUCUCUAUACCAGCACCCACACCAGUGGCCGGAGCUUCCUCUGCUACUUCAGAUUACUUCAGUUCUCCAGGUGCAGCGACGCGGUCUGCGCCCGUCACGCCAGCGGCAUUAGGUCUAGGACUGAGCCAGCUGUUUUCACCUCCAUCGGCGCCCACACCGGCACUUCACCCAAUACUGAACACAAGCCAUCGACCUAUUUCCCGCUUCAACGUUCGGCCCGGUAGCCCAAUCCGAGAUGGUAUCCAGGCCUACUUUGCUCUCGGACUGCGAUGUUGUCUCGCCUUCCUUCCAUCCUCUCGUGACACGAUCGAGACUCUUCUGGACAAGUUUUCAACCACCAUCGCCACUACGCCUUCGAUGACAGCUCUGCCCUCCGAAGCUAGACGUGUCCUCUGUCUAGGUCGCACCCUCGCUGUCGUGGGUCUCCGCCUACGCGACGAUGGUUCCGGCGGAGGGCCGCCAGCAUCAAUGAGAGCAGAGUCUGAAACAUCAAUGAGGGCCGCCAUCUGGAAUGACCUCUAUCAAUGCUCACGCCAGGACAUCGACGAAGAUCCGCUUGAGGCUACGGCCAACUCACCGCAGAACGUCGUCUUUGCUCUGCAAACGCUUCUUCUGGGCUCUAUGCUCGAAUACGGCCUGGGCGACAUCCAACGUGCAAGGUCAAUCAUGGAAAGGGCCUUGAACAUCAUUGAGGUGCUCCGUAUCAAUCUCCUUGACGCUCCCGGCAAUCAACCACAAGGAAGAGUCCCCGAGGAGUUGAGAAGGACCUUUUGGGAAACCGCAGCUGUGCAUCACGGAUGUUCUUCUCUGCGUGGCCACGUCCGGCGACCCAGGAAGAUGCUUUGUCAGGAGAGGCCUUUAUCUCUCUGUCAAUUUCCCGACCGAAGGCGAUGAGAAACACGCUGACUCUAGGGCCGGCUACGAGCUACGCAUGCGCUCAGCGUCGCUCCUGCUGGAAUCAGUGCAAACCAUUGGCCCGUCACAUUCGGCCAAAGAUCGUCUUUACAACCUCUUUGGAAUCAGCAACGAUCUCGACGGUCAGAUAGCGAUCCGCAGACAGACGGCGGCCUCGGACAGGUCCAUCGAGAUGGUGCACUCAGCCGUGUACAUGGUCAAUGCCGCCCGCAUCCAUAUGGUCCGUGCCACACUCUUCUCGUCACUCGACUAUGGCAUUCACUCAAGCUCUCUCCAGCCAACUAACGAGCGCAUCGACG
Molecule: messenger RNA, 1699 nt
Organism: Jaminaea rosea
Lineage: Eukaryota; Fungi; Basidiomycota; Exobasidiomycetes; Microstromatales
Exons: 3
Coding region: 123-1379 (418 amino acids)
Biological process (GO): regulation of DNA-templated transcription
Molecular function (GO): DNA-binding transcription factor activity, RNA polymerase II-specific; zinc ion binding
Source: RefSeq, a predicted model, not a curated record